Messenger RNA from Cinclus cinclus, 3911 nucleotides. RefSeq names its product ciliary microtubule associated protein 3 (gene CIMAP3). The transcript is spliced from 5 exons. NCBI's taxonomy places the organism in Eukaryota, Metazoa, Chordata, Aves, Passeriformes, Cinclidae. Bases 905 to 1582 code for a protein of 225 amino acids. The record is from RefSeq and is a predicted model, not a curated record. Gene Ontology annotation, cellular component: ciliary basal body. Gene Ontology annotation, molecular function: cytoskeletal protein binding. Gene Ontology annotation, biological process: regulation of cell projection organization.
GUGAGUGACGCUCGAGGGACACUCUGGGGUUUGUGCCCCAGAGGCCGCGAUGUUGGGAACGCCGUGGGGCUGUGGAAGGGGGGUGGGGAGGAGGGGGCAUUUCAACAUCAUUCCUUCCCCAAGGAAAUUCCUGCUUGCUUUGCAGAGCUGUGCGCAGCGCAGUCCUCACAUCCCUGCAGCUGCUGGAGGUGCAGGUGGGAGUGCAGGAGCAGCCGAUGGUGGGGACUGCCCAUGGAGAUCCCAAUCCCCUUCCAGCCCAGCAAUCCCUCUAAUCCCAUGGCACACAAUCAGAAUGAUUAAAUAAACCUUUACGCAAACCCAACAACUUCCUGCUUCGACUCCUUUUUUUUUUUUUUUUUUUUUUUUUGUCCUUUAUAUUUUGUUGCUUCCUGCUUCUCUCAGAACGUUCACACUUCUGCUCGUGGCAGGGCUUGGAUUUUAUCCCAGCCAGGGAUUUUUUUGCUGCCGUGCCUUGGCAGCCACUUGGAAACCGAGAGAGGAACUGUUGUUGAUCCCCAAGGCUGUGACAUCACAACCUCAGGCUGCUCCCCGAAGCCAGCCCAGCACAUUCCAGAGGGAAAUGCCAAAUUCUCAGCUUUUCCCUGCUCCCUCCCCGUGCUGCCAUCCCCCUGCUCCGUGGCUGUAGCACCUGGAGCACACAGAGCCCAUCCCGGGAGCUCUGGCAGAGCACGAUGGCAGCGAGGCGUGACCCAAAAGGUGAGAGCUGUGUUUUCUUCUCCUUCACCUCCCCGGUGCCAUUGGCUUCCCCAGAGAUCUUCCCAGACCCCAAUUCCUUGCUCAGGCUGGGAAAAAUCAGCCCCUUGAAGCUUUGAACAGGGCUGAGUCCAAGGAGAGACCCUUCCCAAAUAUCCAAGGCCAAGAGAGAUCCCCACACAGGGGAUGAAUGCAGAGAGCAGCACGUGCUCACUCCUUUUUCUCCCUUUUCUCUCUCUCUCUUUUUUUUUUUUUUUUUUUCUUGUUUAUCCCACCGGUGGCAAUUCCCUGUGCCUGUCCCCCAGCUGUGCAGAAGCUCAUCUCCUUUGGGACAACCCAAGAAAGGAAAAUGUUCCCUUACUACCACGCCCCAGACAGGCUGGGAAUUGAGAUGACAGCGGUGCAGGGCAGCCCUUCCCUGGGGCCAGGCUGUUACCUGGGACCAGAGACAAACAUCCUCAAAUCCUCCAUAAGCACCCGACCCAUGAGCAUCCGGGGGUACGUGAUGGGAGCCAGGACAGCCCCACGCUUCCAGAGGAAGGCUCAGAUGGUGACCCCUGGCCCUGCCACCUACCAGCCCAUCCUGGGGGAGGAGAGGAGGUUCCAGCCUGCCCACGUCCCCUUUUCUUCCAGCAGCCCGAGGUUCCCAACCAGGAUUCUGGAUAAGGAUUUGUACCCUGGGCCUGGAAAUUACAACAUAGAUCAGCCUUUAAACAGAAAAGUCACUUGGCCAAUGAAGUUUGGGGCUCCAGAUUGGGCUGCAGUGCCAGCACUGCCCCAGAGGAUGGUGAAAAUGCAGAUGACUGUGGAUAAAAAUUUCUGGAAAAACCAGGGCAGAGAGGAGUACCUGAAGUUGUACCAGAGCUGAGGAGUCACAUCCUCCUUCCUUUGAAGAACACUCACCUGCACCACCAGGCUUAAUAAACCAAAUAUUUUAAAUGUUUUCAAUGUUUUAAAUUAGUUCUGCCCAGCUGUAGCAAAAACAGCUCAAUAUUCUCAACCCCGUAUCCAGCACAAGUGCAAAACCUGGGAAGAAAGAAACUCUAGAAUUGUUUGCUCUUUUUUAUCCCUUAUUAAAUUUUUUUAAAAUUCUGUCUUGUGCCUUUCAACAUCCAGCCUUUGCUGAGGCAGAGAAGGAGCCAAAAAACAAAGGAAUUAUUUCCAUUUCCUCUGAAUGAAUAUUCCCAAUUUCCCCUCAGCUUUUUCCCCACAGUUUUUUUCCUCAUAUCCAACCCAGGGGUUUUGUCCACAAGCUGAGGGAAGAAAAAAAAAAAAAAAGAGGAAUAUUCAGGUGGUUUUUGGUACCCUCAGAGAGUUUUUAAUGUCUUUGUGCCCAAAAUAACACCCUGAAAACAUCAGAGGGAGAGGCUGGGCUGGGCCAGGCCCCACCAGGUGGAUUUUUUGCAUUUUGGUUCCUUCCCUGCUGAUACAAAAAUAUUCUCAAUUAAAGAACCAAAAAUGAAAAAGAAAAAAAAAAAAACAAACGAACAAAAAAAAAAAAAAACCCCUUGAAACUGAAAAUCUGGGCACAAAAAUAAAUGUGGCCUGAAACAGAAAGCUCCUGGUGUUAGGGCAGCUGUUUGAACCUUUGAUUUUUGUGUUUCCAAAGCCUCCCACACAUGGAUGUGUCUGAUCCCAAUCCCAGACACAAAAUCCCUCUGGGUGCAAUUCCAGCUCCACUCCUCUUCCAAUUUCCUGCUUCUUUUUUUUUUUUUUUUAAUUUUAUUUUUUUUUUAUUUUGCCUUUUUCUGUAGCAAAUUUCACCCACAGCCAAAUUUUAGCCAGAAAACCGAAAUUUAUUUGUCCAAUUCCCACUUUCAGGAGCUCUCCCAGCUGUUGCCAGCCUGACUUUUUGAGUCACACCUCUCCCUUUUUGGUGCAAGAUUUUAAAGCAAGAUUUGGCUCCCUGGAAUUUUUCUUGUCCUGAAAAUUGGAGGUUUUUUUUCUGUUUUGCUUGUAGGAGAUAAAAUUUCUUUCAUUAUGAACAUAAAAAUUACAAUUUUCUCAUAAGGAGAUAAAAUUUCUUUUAUUAUGAACAUAAAAACUACAAUUUUCAUUCCACUUUUUUUUUUUUUUCCCCUACCCAGCAAGGGAUUUUUCUCCUUGCAGACAAAAAAAAAAAAAAAGUUAAAAAAAGAUAAAACCUUUGGAUAUAUACAAACAUAUACAGGGUGUUUCUGUACAUUUGUCAUUCUGUACAAGCAAGGCACCAUCAGAAGUGACAGUGGCACACACUGGGGGAGGGAAUUGAGAUUUAAUUUCAUUUUUUUUUUGGCAGGAGAUAAUUGAAAAAAAUAACUUCUUUUUAUUUUUAUCCUUCUUGGGUGAUGGGGGAAGAAGGGGGGAUCCUUUUAACUGCAUGGAGGUGAAUUUGGAAUUCUUGGAAGGUUGGACCAAACCACAGGAGCCUUUUCUCAUGGAAAUUUAACCCAUAUUUUCCCUAAGAAAAUACUGAGGGAAAAUGAAAGCAAAGCCCUCCACAACCAGCCAUUAAUGACAACACUGGCAUAAAAAUAAAGGAAAUAAAUGGGUGAAAUAAAACAGGGGGGGAAAAAAAAAAAAUCAACUUCUGGUGAUAAAAGCACUGCUGCCAUCAGUGCAAGCUUUGUUCCAUUUCCCAACUUCCAAAGCAACUGGGGAAGGGGGGGAACUCUCCAAGGACUUGAGCUGUGUGGAAAACAAAAUUGAACUGCAAAGGAGCCCAAAGCAGCUGUGACAGGAAAACCAUCUCAGGGCAAACACCACCACACUUGAGAGGUUUUCAGUCCCCAGUGCAGCUGCAAAGUGGAAAUAAAAUGUCCUUGGAGCUCUGGAUUUACACCUCACUCCUUUACCAGCACACCAGAACCUUCAGGUUAUAAAAGAUUUGUUUGCUUUUACCUGCCAAGAAUGUGAAAGGAGGAACCUCCCUGGGAGGUUUCUUUGCUAAUACACAUUCCUUGGAUUUAAGGGUUGAUGGAAGCUCUUUUUCCAGCCUGCCAGGCACCAACACACCCAUGUGUUCUGCAGGGAAGUGGGAGCAGAAAAAUCCCUGUGGCUCAUAGCUCCAGCCCCUGUGUCCUCCAAAUCCAAAUCCAAUCCCUGUGGCUCAUAGCUCCAGCCCCUGUGUCCCCCAAAUCCAAAUCCAAAUCCAAAUCCAAAUCCAAAUCCAAAUCCAAAUCCAAACCCAAAUCCAAAUCCAAUCCCUGUGUCCCACA